Phaedon cochleariae (mustard beetle) is the source of this 732-nucleotide messenger RNA. The record is from the annotation of a GenBank genome assembly. Lineage: Eukaryota; Metazoa; Arthropoda; Insecta; Coleoptera; Chrysomelidae.
AUGAAGGAAUAUGUAGAGAGAUAUAAGGAAAUAGAGGAGUUAGAAGGAGGGAGAGAGGGAGAGGGAGAGGGAGAGGGAGAGGGAGAGGGAGAGGGAGAGAGAGAGAGAGGAGAGACAGAGAGAGAGAGAGAGAGAGAGAGAGAGAGAGAGAGAGAGAGAGAGAGAGAGAGGAAGAGUAUUGUCGAGAGAGUGAAUACUGCUUUGCCAGGAUCUCCUCAGACUCAGAGCACUGCUAAAAUAACGAUUGAAAGCAUCAAUUCGAAAGUGCCGCAUCUUACGCCCAACGAUGACAUGAAGUUGCAGUUGUUGACACGUAUCAAGGCAGAUGAGUCUAUGAUGAUACCGUUUCGUCGAUGGGAAUUGCACGAGCUACCAGCACUCACACAAGGAUCCACCAUAGAAAUCUGGUCGGUCAAGACGUGUUCUGCAUUAGAGAGUCCCAGAUAUGUUAUAGUAUUUUUCCAAACGAAAAAAGCCGAUAAUUUGCAUGAAGACGUCACCGUGUUCGAUUAUGCCAACAUCAAAUCCAUACGAUUGGCUCUGAAUAGCGACUAUUAUCCGCAAGAAAGAAUGCUAUUGGACUUUUACAAAGACCAAUAUGCCGACGCUCACUUCAACUAUACAGAUGGCGGCGACAAAAAAUCGGUACAAUACCAGGGGCAAUCGGACCGCGGCCACGUGCGAUCUGCGCGUAGAAUUUUACCAGGGAUCAUCCAGAUGUUUGAUUGCUGA